UGAAACAUAAUCAAUGUGCGUAUCGUUCUUUAAAGCAACGCUGCGCAUCGUGACGCAGCGUCGUUAAAGCUCUCUGUUGCUUGACAGUUUAAAGAUGAUGACUUCGUCGGAAACUGAUGUAGAAAAGCUGGGUGAAAACAAUGCGGAAGAUACGGCAAUUUUAGAAGUAAGCACAAUGGCAGUCGGCGGUGUUAUUAAGCAGGAAAGCCGCGAUACGGAUUUUCUUUCGAACUGUAGUACGUCUGUCGAAGGUUCUGUGAUAGCAUCUCCUUCUGUCGAUAGUUUCUCAACUUUACCAGAACAAGAGAUAUCAGAUUUUCAGGCAGAUUCUAGGGACUUACAGGUGAAAGUAGAUAAUCCUCAGAAGCAUCUAGAAACUCUUGAAACUUAUAUCACUUUUCGUAUAACAACAAAGUCCACGCGACCAGAGUUUGACGAGGGAGAAUACGUUGUCAGAAGACGGUACAAUGAUUUCAUAUGGCUAAGGCAAAAAUUAGUGGAUUCGUAUCCGACUCAUAUCAUACCACCUAUGCCUGGGAAGCAUACAUUACUUGCGCAAUUAGAUCGUUAUUCCAAAGAAUUUAUCAUAGCACGCAUGAAAUUGUUACAUAUAUUUCUGAACAGAGUUGUAAAUCAUCCUAUUCUUAGCUGCGACAAAAAUUUACACAUUUUCUUGACAUCUAAACCUGCUGAAUUUCUCAUACAUCGUAAAAAUCGUGGAAACGUUCUUGUAAAAAUGACGGACUCCUUGCAAAAUAUUGCAAGCACAUAUACUAUGAAGCAACGUCAUUUCGAGUUCGAGCAAAUUCGGGAAUAUUGUACGGCUCUUAGCGAAAAGUUAGCGACUAUAGAUAAAAUAAAUCAUCGUAUACAAAAAGACAGGCAAGAUUAUUUACUUGAAUUGCAUCAGCUGCAUCCAAUAUUCACAUUGUGGGCGACUUCUGAACCAGAAUUAGCCCCAAUUUUGUUGGCAAUCGCUAAAGCGAUUGAAUGUAACGCGGUAGCUCAUCAAAAGCUUCUAGAAAAUGUACCGAACGAAGAGCGAGAAUACAUUUCGUACAUAGAUGCGGUGAAAGGUGCUCUGUCUCGACGCGACUCGAUGCAAAUCGAGUACGAAAUGACGAUCGAAGACCUCGCGAAGAAACGAGUCGAAAAGGAUCAGCAGCUAAUGGGUAUCGUAAGUGGAAACCUGUCGACGCAAAACUGGGGUGGAUCACUUUGGAAAGCGGAGUCGCGCGAUGAGAAAUUAGAAAGACUGGGACAAGCGAUUCCGCGAUUAGCGAAGCAAGCGGAAUUGUUGCAAGAUCGCGUGGAAUGCGCGAAUGAAAAUUUGCGGAGCGAUUUGCAAAGAUGGAACGUCGAGAAACAAAUGGAUUUGAAGAAUAUGUUGAUCGCGAUGGCGGAUCGACAGAUACGGCAUUACCAACAAUGCAUGAACGCGUGGGAGGAAACACUGGCUGGUUUGAAGUUGGAUGGAACAGGUGACGUGAACGUAGGAUCCUCGAUCAAGAUACCAAUUUGAAUCCGAAUAAGAAGCUCACGUUUUGCUACUUGAACAUACUCAAAAAUAUCCUAUGCAUUUACUAAGGUAAAAACACACUUAAGUCGUUUGCCGGUAAAUAACAAAGAUUUUAUUGGUAAUUAAGAAAUUCGAUCUUACCAGCUUUGUCGUCGUUUCAGCAAUUAAAUAACUUUGUCUGUCAAGCCUUAAAUGCUUAUUCUCGAGAAUUCAAUUGAUAAUUACAUAAAUUACAGAUGCGUUUGUUAGUCGUACAUGUUAUACACAUUUAUAUAUGUAUUUAUAGUUUUCAGAUAUAAAAAACUUUAUGAUAAAAUGGCUUUAUGAUACAAUAAGGUCAUGAAGUAACGUAAAAACUUAAAUUAACAUGUUCAAUAUUAUAAAUAUAGCUAGGAAAAUUUGUCGGCAUAGAGAACUAAUUAAUUAAGACUUUGAGAUAUAUUGUUGUUGUUUUUUUUUUCUUUUUCAAUCGCCAGUUAUUUUUGGGACCAAAUACUAAAUUUCACUAUUCUUUCUUUCCCUUAUACUUUUAACCACAUAUUACAAUACAUUCACUGACAAUCAGUCCUUAGUUACCUAUAUGUGGUUAUUACCAAAGUUUGUCUAUAAUAAUAUAGAUAGUUAGUGUAUAAUUCUAGAAUAUAAUUUACAAAUUCAAGCGGAUGCUUGUAAUAUUCGUUGUAUUGUUAUUCAGUACCCUUAAUCUAUAUCGUUAAGUUUCGGGCAAUUCGCGCAGCAGUACUUAACACAUAAAGUAAGUCUUGUCAAAGAAAAGAAAGCAAACAGUUAAAAGUUAUACAACGCGCGUUACAUCUGUUGUUCACGUUUCAACUUAACGAUUCCCGGUACAGUCACUUGCGAACUAUGUACGGAUUAUGUUUCCAAUACGAUUCAAUUACAUUAUACACGUUCUAUCUUAGAUUUGUAACAAUAAAUAAAUUAUUGUUUUGCAGUUAA
This is a messenger RNA of Osmia bicornis bicornis, 2476 nucleotides long. RefSeq names its product sorting nexin-30-like. Gene Ontology annotation, molecular function: phosphatidylinositol binding. The record is from RefSeq and is a predicted model, not a curated record. The transcript has 7 exons. NCBI's taxonomy places the organism in Eukaryota, Metazoa, Arthropoda, Insecta, Hymenoptera, Megachilidae. The coding region runs from base 95 to 1522 and encodes 475 amino acids.